UUUGGGCGGAGUGAGUCAGAAGCGCGCUUUUCGAGUCCGUGAAGCCACCGCGAGGAGUCGAGGAAGCGAGUAAGCGGCGGACAGCUCCCGGGGGAUAAUUUGAGCCUCAGGCGUUUGUGACUGUGUAUCAUUGUGACUAUACUGUUUAGAUAAAAAUGUCUGGUAAAGCACGUGCUUCUAGGGAAAGAUCUCAACAGGUGAGAAGUUUUAAACAAAGAGCCAAUAAGGAAGCGGAUUUGCCUGAGAAUGAGGUUGGAGACACAGCAAAAAGAAACAGAAGUCAUGCAAGACGUCUGUCCUCUAAAGGACAAGCAAAGUGUGUUCAUCUAAAGCGGGUAAAAAUACCAUUCAACAAGAUAACAAACUGGCAACCUCUUCCAAAGAAUACUGAAAAGUAUUUGCAAAGUAUGAUGGAAUCAGUAAUUCUUGGAAUUUUAUUCAACAUUAAAAGAAAAAGACAAGUUCAGUAUCAUCUCAACCAGUUGAAGAAAAGAUUACUACAACAAUGUGCAAGACUAAAAGUCCCUCCAAGAAAGCUGAACUGUUCAACAGAUGUGUCAAAUAUGCUGAAAAUGGAAAAGGCACGGGAAAGAGCGAAUGAAGAGAGCCUGGCUUCACUGCAGGAAGAAAUAGACAAAAUAGUAGAGACCACAGAGUCAAUGACUAAGAGUAUUCAAAGACUAAAGAACAAAAUUCAAAUUUUGACAAAUGAGGUAAAGGAAGAGGAACAGGACAUGAAGCAGGUAUUCCACAUCGAUAGCAAUAAAGUACUUGCUCUUCCAGAACUUUCUCAGAAAAGUCUUAAAGCACCCAUACUUCAAAAAGAAAUUUUGGCACUAAUUCCAAACCAGAAUGCUCUUCUGAAGGAUUUGGAUGUUCUUCAUGAUUCAGCCCCAGUGAAGAACGUGUCAGCAUUCAUUGAAGAAGCCUAUAGGAAACUUGAUGGCUCCUAAAGAGUUGGAUUUUGUUUUGUUGUUUAAGCCAUGUUCCAUAUUAACUUAUUGUUGACGAAUUGUAAAACUUUUUCUCCUUUUAAUAAGUCUCUCACCCUGUUUGUAGCCUAGGCUGGCUCAGCACUUAUUCUGUUUCCGAUUUGGCCUUGAACUUACAGCAGUCCUGCCUCAGCAUCCUGAGUGCUGGGAUUACAGGGGUGAGCUUCAUAUCUGGCCCAAAAGUGUGCAAUUUAACUGUAGAUCUUUCUUCAAAACAUUAACCUUUGUUAUCUACCGUAACACUAGCCUUUGUGGGCUUAUCAUUAGUAUCUGAUAUCCUAAAAACAUUGCAUAUAUGUGUGUGUGUGUGUGUGUGUGUGUGUGUG
This is a messenger RNA of Mus pahari (shrew mouse), 1318 nucleotides long. It is a transcript of the gene Cenpq, whose product is annotated as centromere protein Q. The record is from RefSeq and is a predicted model, not a curated record. The coding region runs from base 156 to 953 and encodes 265 amino acids. The transcript is spliced from 9 exons. NCBI's taxonomy places the organism in Eukaryota, Metazoa, Chordata, Mammalia, Rodentia, Muridae.